AUGUUACGGAGAGGGCAGGCGAUGCUGCCUUUCUUCUUAUUGACCUGGGUCUUGAGGCUCACACAAGCUCUUGCUUUAGCUCAUGAUCGCCUGCAGGAUGAAGCGGCUGCAAAUUCCAUGUCAGGGACAGGAAACUUGGAUCGUGGAGGGAACUUGAGCUUAGCUACUGAUUUAGCCAUUCCUUAUGCUGAGGACCUUUUUUCUAAACAGGAUUACUUUUCACCAAAUGGAAAAGGUGAACUUUCUGAGAUUGCCUCUGUUGAGCUGCAGAAUAACCAGCAGUCUCUUGAUCAUGUGUUUUCUGAGUCUGAUUCUACAAACGAUGGGCUUUUUGAUUUCAGCCAGCAUUAUAAGUAUGAUGAGGAUGCUCUUGAACAGCCUGGCUUUUCCAAUCCAGAUAGUGAUGACUUCAAUUCUGAUUUGACCAAGAACUCUGUUCCUUUUGCUGCUGACGACUACCCUAUGGCUUCAGACUCUGAAGGCGAUGUGGAACAUGCACUUUUUACUGAUCGGAGUAAUGACCCUGAUGACUUCCCAGAAGUCUCUGCAUAUGCUGAUUUAGCUACUUCAGAUAAAGAAAAUGUGUCUAAUACCGCUACCCUUUAUCUCAAUGAUUCGGUUAAUCUUGCAGCAGAAAUGGGUAUCGGUGAACUUGGGAAAGAGUUGGAUUCUUCUGACCACAAGUCUGGUACCUAUUCUGAAACCCUAGGCUAUGAUUCUGCUGCCUUUGCAGAUCUUGAAAAGGAAGGCACUGAUGCUUUGCAUCCUGGUGUGCAUUCCUAUCAUCGUAAGGACCAAGUUACUGGUGACCUUAAUGAAAUGCAUGUUUCUUCUUUUGACCGCUCUGUACUUACUGAUAUAAAUCUGGAGUUGGAUGAAGCUCUUUCUCCAGCUCUUAAGAUUGCCAGUGCACUCAACUCUCCUGAUCUCUCCGGAGGUCCCAGGGUGCCCAGCAGCAUCUAUGAUGCCUCUAUAGGGCCCUAUGGUACAUUUAAUCGACCUAUUGCCCCGCCAAACCCCCUUCCUCAUAGCACAGGAGAGCCAACCACCCUGGCUUCAGCAACUACAUGCAGUGUUGCAGAUAUGGCCAUCAAAUUGUUUGGUGGAAGGCUGACAGACCUCAAAGUGCGAGCUGCCUUCAUAUUUGUUGAAGUAAGCAAGAUUCCGCAGAGGUGCAGAUACAAGGUGUUUGAGAGAAAUGGAGUUGUCCACUUUACAACUGCCUUCAAAGGUUGCAAUGUGAAGAUACAGGGUGGGCAAUAUGUCCUGACCCUGAUGUGGAGAAACCACUAUGUGCAUAUGUCCUGUCCAAUUUCUACACCUGAUAAACCUGUUACAAUCUGUGGUACGAGUAGCAUGACCAUCACACUCCCAGCAGGACCAGUAGAAGCACUUCGUGUAAAAAAUAAAUUAAACAAAUGGGUAUCCAUUCACCAAGUUGCUGUUAAAUGCAAAUAUCAACUGUUGCGUGAUUCAGAGGGAAGGAUCACUUUCACUACUUCCUACAAUGGAUGUCACGUGAGGAGAUCGAUGGAUCGUUACUUCUAUAACAUCUACUAUCAAAUGGCUCCAGGGAAGCUAGGACAGGCAGUCAUGUCUUGUAGGACCGGAAUUAAUGUCACAGUCCCGCCUGAAGCGUCUUUGCCGUCUGUAUUUUGUGCCAAGUCUGGCAUGAUAAUCAAAUUGCCUAAGGGACGUCUUGAUGCAGUCAAAGUGAUAGAUGGUUUUGGCAAGGCAAUAGCUGUCGGUAGUAUUGCCAAGAAAUGUAAUUAUCAACUCUUUCAAAUGAAGACUGGACACAUCAUCUUGAUUGCUUCCUUCCAAAGCUGUCAAGUUGCGUUUGUGGAUGGUUGCUUUGCCUUGAAUAUCAAGUUCCAGCAUGCUGAUCGUGUAAUGGGAGAGCUCUCUGCGCUUUGCCAUGCAGGUGGGGGGCCAAAACCAACUUCCCAACCUGAUACUCCUACAACUCGAGAUGUAACUUCCAGUAUACUGUCUACAGUAAUUCCUGUGGAUGUGUCUGCUACCAUCUGCAACAAGGAUGGCAUGACAGUAGUUCUACCCAAUGGUCCUUGGUGGGGGAUUAGAGUGAAAGAUCUUUCUGGCAAAGAGAUCACUGUGACUAGUGAUUUUGCAGAACGAUGCCAUUACAAUCUCUCUCUGCAUCUGGAGAAAAUAAUCUUUACAACUACCUACACUGGCUGUUUUGUUGAGCAAGUGGGAGAUCGGUAUGUCCUGACUGUAAUGUACAGAACAGCUACUUGGAAUCGAGGGUCUGUGCGGAUGGAAUGCCCAACCAGUGCUGGAAGCCCUACAGAAUUGCCUCCUCUUCCAGCCACUGUGGGGAAACCCAUUCCUGUCUGCAGGUCCUCUGACAUGACUGUGGUGCUGCCUGCAGGAUCUCUGGAAAAAGUCUUGGUUCUAGAUCACCUCAACAGGCCAGUAAAAGUCAUUGAUGCGCCCAAGUCAUGCAAUUACAGCAUGGUGGAGAGAAGAGGACAGAUCCUCUUCACAGCUCCCUACAGUGCCUGUGAUGUCAAGAUCCUGAAUGGAAACUAUGUCCUGGCCAUUAUGUAUACAAGUUAUUCUGGAGACUUUGCAUCAGUGCAGAUGGAAUGCCCUACCACUGGAGAACCAACAAAACCCCCUCCCUCUACAAAACCCAUUCCUCCAACUCCUGUCUGUGGCGCUUCCAGCAUGAUCGUGGAGCUGCCUGAGGGGCCUCUGGAACAAGUCAAGAUAAUGAAUAUCUCCAAUGGGCUAUGGGUAGCUGUAAAGGAUGUCCCAAAGAACUGCAACUACACACUGAUGAAGGAAAGAGGAAGAAACCUCUUCAUAACCUCCUACAAGGCCUGUCAUGUCUGGAUACUGAAUAAAAACUAUGUCUUGACUGUAAUCUACACAACUGCAACUGGGGUAAGAGGGAUGGUGCAAAUGACUUGUCCAGCUGUAGAGACAACAUCCCUUACUACUAGGUCUACAACUAUUAGGAAGCCAGUGACUACUGGGAAACCUACAAAACCAACUCUCCCUCCCACUCCUGUCUGCAAAGCCUCCAGCAUGACUGUAGCACUGCCCUCUGGGUCACUACAAGUUUUGUUAUUGAAUCUGUCCAAUGAAUGGGUAGAUAUCAAUGCUGCUCCCAGUUACUGCAACUACAGUUUGGUGCAGGGAAGAGGCGGCAGGAACUUCUUUACAGCCCCUUACAGGGCUUGUGAUGUCCGGAUACAGAAUGGAAACUACAUGUUGACCUUGCUUUACAUAACUGCUGCUGAUAAACGAGGGUACUUGGACAUUAGAUGUCCCACCACUGGUGGGGAGCCAACAGAGACUACGAGCCCCUCUGGUGGGGAGCUGACCGGAACUACUGCUGGAGAAACGACAACUACUUGGAAACCUACAAUGCCUACUCUCCCUGACACUGCUCUCUGCAGAGCCUCCAGCAUGACUGUAGAAUUGCCCUCUGAGUUGCUUCAAGUUCUACUAUUGAGUCCAUCCAAUGAAUGGGUAGAUAUCAGUAAUGCUCCCAGUUACUGCAACUACAGUUUGGUGCAGGGAGGAGGCGGCAGGAACUUCUUUACAACCCCCUACAGGGCUUGUGAUGUCCGGGUACAGCUCUGCAGUGGAAAAACAAAGGCAUAA
Messenger RNA from Acipenser ruthenus (sterlet), 3639 nucleotides. RefSeq lists its product as uncharacterized. The coding region runs from base 1 to 3639 and encodes 1212 amino acids. The record is from RefSeq and is a predicted model, not a curated record. The transcript is spliced from 17 exons. Lineage: Eukaryota; Metazoa; Chordata; Actinopteri; Acipenseriformes; Acipenseridae.